AUGUCCCACACUCACAAGAACACCAAUCUGAAGCAGGAGUCCCUACAGACAGGUUUCAAUAAUUGGAGCAACGCUGUUGGUGAUGUGAAGAAAGGGUUAGAACAGCACAAUCGUUGUACGGCACAUAAAGACGCAUAUUCAAAGUGGGUUCAAUAUAGGCAGAAUUGCAACAGUGUGACUGAAAUGUUGAACCCAAGUAGACCAGUGCUUGUGAAACAGCACAGAGAGUAUUUCGCUAUGUUGAUAUCUUAUAUCAGAUACUUCUGUGUUCAAGGACUUGCCUAUCGUCAUGAGGAUGAACACGAUGAUGAAGCUUUAAACCGCGGCAAUUGGGUGGAGUUUAUCCAGGUCACACUGGAAACAAAUAAGGACUUUGCUCAUUUACAAAGCCUUGUCAGAGAACAGAUAGGAAAAGAAAUGCAGCAGUCUGGGAUUUAUUUGUUGAUGUUUGACGAGAGUAAAGAUAACAACGGACAUGAGCAGAUAUCGGUGAAUUUCCGCUAUUGCUUUGAAGGCAGGAUCAAGGAGAGGUUCAUUGGACUCAUCAGAUUGGCUGAUCAAUUCACAGCGGAACAUAUCACCUCACUUCUGCUACCUUUGCUUGAUUGUUUGAAGCAAUGUGGGAUGCUGGUAGGAGUCACUACAGAUGGUGCUAGCGUGCUGGCAGGAAAGUUCAAUGGAGUAGCGGUUAAGCUAAAGGAGCAGUAUCCCUGGAUCAUCCACAUUCAUUGUACAGCUCAUAGGUAG
This is a messenger RNA of Bolinopsis microptera, 747 nucleotides long. RefSeq names its product zinc finger MYM-type protein 1-like. Lineage: Eukaryota; Metazoa; Ctenophora; Tentaculata; Lobata; Bolinopsidae. The coding region runs from base 1 to 747 and encodes 248 amino acids. The transcript has a single exon. The record is from RefSeq and is a predicted model, not a curated record.